Magallana angulata is the source of this 1135-nucleotide messenger RNA. RefSeq lists its product as uncharacterized. Lineage: Eukaryota; Metazoa; Mollusca; Bivalvia; Ostreida; Ostreidae. Bases 255 to 854 code for a protein of 199 amino acids. The record is from RefSeq and is a predicted model, not a curated record. The transcript is spliced from 5 exons.
GAAGAACAAAAAAAAACCCCACAUUUUAGCCAAUAUUUGGACACGAAACAGAAGGUUAAUUAAAUCAUAAUACUUCCAAAGUCGGGAAAAAUGACCUAUUUGGUUUUCUUAUUGCCUUCAUUCGUGACGUCGUCUUGCAACGCAUCAUAAUAUCAUGACGUCACAAACGUUGCGAGUUAUUAUCGUUGUCUAACAACACCAAAACAAACGCUCUUGUUGGAACCUUGUCUAAAAAGUUUGAUUGAUUUGUAAAUAUGGAGAAGGUUGGAUUCGAGACUCGAUUGCGUUCACUUCUGAUGGAAUACGUGUCCACCACAAACACACGGACAAUGACUCCCGUGACAAAACACAUCCUGCAGCUAUUGAUGUUUCUGUACGGAGAAGAGAGUUUCAGGGAAACUGGUGGAUUCUCUUAUUCUAAGAACAAAAAUGUUGCUGACCUUCAGAAGAAGUACGUUCUGUAUGGCUAUCUGUUCAUGGAGGCAUUGAAGAAAAACACGAUAACUGAGACAGACUUGACCACACUCCAGAGAAUGUGGGGGCAGCAUCUCCUGUCCCUGGUCAACAGCGAACUGGUAAAGACAGCUGAGAAAUACGAGAGAAUUCUUCAUGACAGCGGGGAGACAGUUUUUAACAUCAAACGAUUUCAGCGACAUCUAGAGAUAAUGAAAACCAGUGAUCCAAAUGCAGAGGACAGAACGAAAUCCAAAAGUCACGUGACAAAAUUUGGAGUUGGCCCGUUUUGCUUCCGAAGACCCAGAUUUCUUGAGAGACUCACAGUGUCACUGAAGAAUAAGUUUGGCCGAGGAGAUCCGAGAGAUUUCUUGAUGCUGAAGUUCCAAGACAUUCAGUAAAUUAUGUGGCGUUUUAGUCACCUGGCUAUUGAUCUUACUUGUGGCGUUUAAUUAAGUCACGUUGCUGUUGAACUUUUAAUACGGAUUUUCGUUGUGGCGUUUUAGUCACCUGUCUAUGGAUCUUUGCUGUGGCGUUAUAGUCACCUGGCUAUUGAACUUUGUUUUCGUGUAUGGAUUAUUCGUUGUGGCGUUUUAGUCACCUGACUUGGUCUAUGGAUUAUUGUUGUGGCGUUCUAGUCACAUGACUAUAUGGAUUUUUGUUGUGGCGUUUUAGUCAUUUG